AUGCCUGUGGCUGAGUUCUCUGCAGGCCCAGUGGUUGACAGGGCAGGAAGCAAUUGAUGGUGAUCUUUUGAUUUUUUUUUCUCCCCCUUUUUUUUCCUCUCAUUCUCUUUUACACAUAGAGUCUCAUGUUUAAAAUUAUUUAAACAUGAUGAGCUGUGUGCAGAGAGCCGUUUUGUUCGUCUUUACUGUGUCACAAUUCUCCGUCAUUUUGGCACAACAAGAGGUCAUAGAAACAUGCAGCCACCUUGGCCAAGUAUAUGCUGACCGAGAUGUGUGGAAACCAGGACCAUGCCAAAUUUGUGUGUGCGACUCAGGAGCUGUUCUUUGUGAUGAAAUUGUCUGCGAUGAUCGGGAGUUACCAUGCACAAAUCCAGAGAUUCCAUUUGGAGAAUGUUGCCCUAUUUGUCCAACUCCAACACCAACACCUCCUGAUAGAACUCGAGUCCAGGGCCCCCAAGGUCCCAGGGGAGAACCCGGCCCACCUGGUACUCCUGGAAGAAAUGGAUCACCUGGUUCCCCUGGCCAGCCAGGAAUUCCUGGCGAACCUGGCCCCCCUGGAAUCUGCCAAAAUUGCCCAAGUAUCAAUGGAAAUACCUUUUCUCCUCAGUAUGACUACGAUGUCAAGGCUGGACCAGUCUACCCUCCUCCAAUUACUGGACCUGGAGGUCCUGGAGCUCCUGGAGCUCCUGGCUCACCUGGGCUUCCUGGUCCUGUUGGUCAUCCAGGUCCACCUGGACCCCAUGGAUACCAAGGUCCAGCUGGUGAACCUGGACAAGCUGGAGCUCCUGGCCCUGCUGGACCUCCUGGAAUGAUUGGACCCCCCGGACCUUCUGGAAAAGAUGGAGAAGCUGGAAGGCCUGGAAGACCUGGGGAACGUGGAUUGCCUGGCCCUCCUGGCCACAAAGGUCCUGGUGGAAUGCCUGGAAUGCCUGGAAUGAAAGGUCACAGAGGUUUUGAUGGAAGAGAUGGUGCCAAAGGUGAUGCAGGUGCUCCUGGUCUAAAGGGUGAAAAUGGCCUUCCAGGAGAAAAUGGAUCCCCAGGACCCAUGGGACCCAGAGGCUUGCCUGGUGAAAGAGGACGAGGAGGGCUUCCAGGAACUGCUGGUGCUCGUGGUAAUGACGGUGCUCCUGGAGCAGCUGGCCAACCUGGUCCACCAGGCCCUCCUGGACCUUCAGGAUUUCCUGGUUCUCCAGGUUUUAAGGGUGAAACAGGUCCUGCUGGUCCCUCAGGUGCUAGUGGACCUCCUGGACCAAGAGGAGAACCUGGUCCUCAAGGCCAACCUGGAGGUGCUGGUCCUCCUGGUCCCGGAGGACGUGAUGGAAAUCCAGGUGCCAAAGGUCUUCCAGGUGCUGCUGGAAUUCCUGGUGCUCCUGGUCUGGGUGGAAAUCGUGGUCCUCCUGGCCCUCCUGGUACUAAUGGAAUCCCUGGGCAAAGAGGUCCAGCUGGUGAACCUGGUAAAAAUGGUGCAAAAGGAGAGCCAGGAGCAAGAGGUGAACGGGGUGAAAACGGCACCCCUGGUUCUGCUGGUCCUCCAGGAGAAGAAGGCAAGGCAGGAGCGCCUGGUCAACCUGGCACCAAUGGCAUACCUGGAAACGCAGGCGAAAGGGGUCUCCCAGGUUUCCGCGGUCCUGCUGGAUCUAAUGGAGCACCAGGUGAAAAGGGGGCACCUGGUGAGCGAGGUGGUCCAGGAAGUACUGGACCAAGAGGAGGUCCUGGUGAACCAGGACGGGAUGGCAGCCCUGGUCUUCCAGGAAUGAGAGGCUUAACGGGAAGUCCAGGCGCCCCAGGAGUAGACGGAAAACCAGGCCCUGCUGGUUCACCAGGAGAAUCCGGGAGGAGUGGUCCCCCAGGCCCAGCAGGUCCACGAGGUCAGCCAGGCGUGAUGGGUUUCCCUGGUCCGAAAGGUAACGAGGGUGCACCAGGUAAAAAUGGGGAAAGAGGACCUUCUGGAUCUCCCGGUGGACCGGGGCUCCCUGGAAAGGAUGGUGAAGCAGGAGCACAUGGACCCCCAGGACCUGCUGGUCCUCCUGGUGAAAGAGGAGAACAAGGAGCAACAGGUCCACCUGGAUUUCAGGGUCUACCUGGUCCUUCAGGAGCUCCUGGAGAGAGUGGAAAACCUGGAGAUGCAGGCCCAAGAGGUGAAAAUGGACUUCCAGGUCUUCCAGGAACAAAGGGUGAAAAUGGCAUCCCAGGUGAACGAGGCCCAGCAGGACCUGCAGGUCCCCCAGGAGCUAGAGGCGGCACUGGUCCUGCUGGACCUGAAGGUGGAAAAGGCCCUGCUGGUGCACCUGGUCCUCCUGGUGGUAUGGGACCCCCAGGGUUGCAAGGAAUGCCAGGAGAGAGAGGGGGUUCUGGAAAUCCUGGACCCAAGGGAGAAAAGGGAGAACCUGGAAGCAGAGGAGGAGAUGGAGCACCUGGUAAAGAUGGAUUACGAGGGCCUGUAGGAUCCAUUGGGCCUCCUGGUCCAGCUGGCCAACCUGGUGAUAAGGGAGAACCUGGACCUGCUGGACCCCAUGGCCCGACAGGUCCCCGCGGUGGUCCUGGUGACCGUGGUGAACAAGGGCCUGCUGGUCCUGCUGGCUUCCCUGGAGCUCCUGGACAAAAUGGAGAACCUGGUGGAAAAGGAGAGAAAGGCCUCCCUGGUGAACGAGGUGAGACUGGACCCCCUGGAGCUGCAGGUCCAUCAGGAGGCCCUGGUGCACCAGGUCCUGGUGGUCCACAAGGACCAAAAGGAGAACGUGGUGGUGCAGGUCCUCCAGGUGCAGCUGGCUUUCCUGGGAGCCGAGGCUUACCUGGUCCUCCUGGUAACAAUGGAGGGCCAGGACAACCUGGCCAUGCUGGCCCAGCUGGCAAGGAUGGACCUCCUGGCCCAGCUGGUUCUACUGGCCCUGCUGGUUCCCCAGGUGCUCCAGGUGCAAAAGGUGAGCCAGGCCCACCAGGAGAAAAAGGCUCAUCAGGGCCAAGAGGAGAAUCAGGGGCACCAGGUCCUGCAGGAAUUUUGGGCCCACCCGGGCAGCGUGGUAUUGUAGGAUUGCCAGGAAUGAGGGGACCAGCAGGCCCCGCUGGUCAGUCUGGUGUCAAGGGUGAAGAUGGCAAACCAGGAACUAAUGGUAGUCCAGGGGAACGAGGACUUCCAGGGCCAGCGGGUCCUCCUGGCAUCAGUGGAGCACCUGGAGAAUCAGGCAGAGAUGGUAAUCCUGGAUCAGAUGGUCUGCCAGGUCGUGAUGGAUCUCCAGGACCAAAGGGUGAUCGUGGUGAAAAUGGUGCUCCUGGGGCACCUGGAUCUCCAGGUCAUAUGGGCCCCCCUGGUAACGUUGGUGCACCUGGAAAAAAUGGUGAAAGAGGACAUGCAGGAUCUGCUGGUCCUGCUGGUCCUGCUGGUCCAGCUGGUGCUCGUGGUGCUCCUGGUCCUGCUGGUCCACGUGGUGAUAAAGGUGAAGCUGGUGAACGAGGUAACAAUGGACUCAAAGGCCACCGAGGAUUUCCUGGUAGCCCAGGAGCCCCUGGUCCAGUGGGUCCCCUGGGUCCCUCAGGUCCAAGUGGAAACCCAGGACCUGCCGGUGCUAGAGGGCCUCCUGGACCAAGUGGCUCACCUGGGAAAGAUGGUAGAGCUGGUUACCCAGGCCCCAUUGGCCCUCCAGGUCCUCGUGGGAACAGAGGUGAAAGUGGAGCAGCGGGUGCACCUGGUCAUAGUGGUCCUCCUGGGCCUCCUGGUCAACCUGGAGCACCUGGUCCAUGUUGCGGUGGUGGUGGUGAUGGCACUGGUCCCUACGGAACUGUUGAAAAAGGACCCAACUAUUACAGAGAUCAGCCAUCUGAGGACAGAAUUGACAUGGGUGAAGUUUUAGCUUCAUUGAAAUCAGUUAAUAGCCAGAUCGAAAACAUCAUUAGCCCCGAUGGUUCACGGAAGAAUCCUGCCCGUAACUGCAGAGAUCUGAAGUUCUGCCAUCCUGAACUUGCAAGUGGAGAGUAUUGGAUUGAUCCUAACCAAGGCUGCAAACUGGAUGCGAUCAAAGUAUUCUGCAAGAUGGAAACUGGGGAAACGUGCCUUAGUGCCAAUCCCACAAGUGUUCCAAAGAAGAAUUGGUGGACUAGCUCAGGUCCUGAACAGAAGUAUGUUUGGUUUGGAGAGUCUAUGAACGGAGGCUUCCAGUUCAGCUAUGGAGAUCCAGAUCUUCCUGAAGAAGUUACAGAUGUUCAGCUGGCGUUCCUCAGAAUCCUCUCUAGCCGAGCCUCUCAGAACAUCACCUAUCACUGCAAAAACAGCAUUGCUUAUAUGGAUGAGGCUACUGGGAAUGUGAAGAAAUCACUCAAGUUCAUGAGUUCUACUGAGGGUGAAAUCAAGGCAGAAGGAAACAACAAAUUCACAUACACUGUUCUGGAAGAUGGCUGUACUAAACAUACUGGCGAAUGGGGUAAAACACUCUUUGAAUACAGAACACGCAAGACCAUGAGGUUGCCGGUGAUAGAUAUUGCACCUUUCGACAUUGGCGCUCCCAAUCAAGAAUUUGGUGUGGACGUUGGCCCAGUUUGCUUCUUAUAAAUCAAGAAUAAUGCUCAUUCUGAACCCCAGCAAGCAAACUCACACUCCAUCUUUGCUCUUGUUUUAACCUUGGCAACUAUUAGAGUCAAAUCAACUGUAUCCCAGUUAUUUAUUUGCAAAAAUUCUGGAAAGGGGGGGGGGGAACAAGAUAAAUUCACAUAAAGGGUUACCAUUUUCUUAUUUUGCUCUCACACAGAAUACAACAAAAAUGGCUUUUGCUCUUUUUUCUUUCACCAAAAUCCCAUGUUCAACAAUACUCUCAUGGUGCUACAUUGCAACUUCAACACUCAAAACUGUAAUUUUAGUUGAAUGCUUGCCCAGCCAAUCAAGCACUGACGGAUUCCAGCAUCCAAGUUUACCCUCCAUUAUAAGAUGCAGUUCAUAAAGCUAGAGAGAAUUCCCUGUUUCAACUACCUCAGCAUGGACAGAAACUGGGAUGAGUUUGAUGAUUCCCAUCAAGAAAGCCGAAAGAAAAAUAUGUUGGAAGCAAGGAAUACAUCUGGUCAUUUUGGUUUGUUUGUUUGUUCCUGUGCCAAAUUGAGCUGGACAGAGUGUAGUCCAUCAGAAGAAAAGGAUGCCCUAAUACCAACAGACUUGUGUUAUUUCAUUUCUGGACUGCAUUGCAUUUUUUAAGGGUGCUCCAAUACUUUCCUGUCAUUGCUGGCCAAGACCACUAAAAUUAGGGAAGUGUAAAAAGAUGAAUAUGAUGGUGCUAGCUGUGUACGUUUUCCCUUCUAAAUCUGCAAGCCAGGUUUUAUUGACUUGCCUUGAAACAGCAAAACUUGACAACAGUCAUAAAUGUCUCUAGUUGGAAGUCAUAUGGUUGGUAGGCCAUUUCUGAGGGACUUUUCUUCCUUCACUCUGUACAAGUCAAUAAAGAUGCAGAAUCAUGAGCUUCUCUUGUCACAUUCACACAUGUAUAGUGUUGGAGGUUAACCAUCUUUGUAAGCUUUUAUAUGGUUGUUGGUCUUUUCUUUACAGAGACACAUAAUAAAAUAUUGUAAUAAAA
Messenger RNA from Python bivittatus (Burmese python), 5552 nucleotides. It is a transcript of the gene COL3A1, whose product is annotated as collagen type III alpha 1 chain. NCBI's taxonomy places the organism in Eukaryota, Metazoa, Chordata, Lepidosauria, Squamata, Pythonidae. The record is from RefSeq and is a predicted model, not a curated record. Gene Ontology annotation, cellular component: extracellular matrix. Gene Ontology annotation, molecular function: extracellular matrix structural constituent; protein binding.